Molecule: messenger RNA, 2386 nt
Organism: Hibiscus syriacus
Lineage: Eukaryota; Viridiplantae; Streptophyta; Magnoliopsida; Malvales; Malvaceae
Exons: 8
Coding region: 65-2383 (772 amino acids)
Molecular function (GO): nucleic acid binding
Source: RefSeq, a predicted model, not a curated record
AGGUCUUCGAUUUCCUCCGAAUACAAAGCUUUGAUUCGGUUAAUCGCCUCAAGCGGGCACAGCCAUGGCAGGAGGUGGAAAUAAGAGAAGAUCAAAUAACAACAAGAAUAAGAAUAACGGCAGCAAUAGCAACAGCCAAAACAAAUCGAAGAGUGGCGGUGGAAAAUCUAGAGCCGACGCCAAAUCCUCGUCUACUAGAAUCAGGAACUCUCUUUUUGUGGAGGGUGGUCUUUUAUCCGAUUGGCAGUUGGAUUCUCGAGGAAGGAAUGGAAACGGGAAUCGAAAUUCUGGGUUGAAUUCUGAUAGGGCAAAGGCUUCUACUUCAAAAAAUGGAUCAGCAACGAAGUAUGGUGGAAGUGUUAUACGGUAUGAGUACCCUUCUCUCGAUCUGCAAGAUACAGAAUCAGGUGUUCUAUCCCACAAGGGAGAUAAUACAAAGGACGAGUCACAUCCUAUGGUUUUUCUUUCUAAGAAGAGCCAAAUCGUUGCUUACAUGGACCAAACCACACCUUCAAAGCCCAGUCAUGUAAAUUAUACUUAUGCGUAUGGUUCAGAUUUUGUACUAGGUGGUAGUUCUCACAAAGGGUUAGGUUUUGAUGAUGAGUCCGAGGCAACCCCUAGUGGAAUUGAGUCAUGUGCAAAGCAAAUGGAAGAAAAAGAAGGGGCAUGUUCUAAUUUAUCAUCCUCUGACAAGGAAAUUGAUGAUGCUUGUGAUAUUAAUAAGAAGGUAGAUGAUGAGGUGGCUGAAGAAUUGAUUUUUGACGAAUCAUCCCCCAAGAAAAAUUCAGGGUUUUUGUCAAUUGGAGGUGUAAAGUUAUAUACUCAAGAUAUGUCUGAUGAAGAAACUGGCGAGGACUAUGAUGGAGACUCACUGGGUGAUGAAAGCUCUUGGAGUACUGAUCAAGAGGAGCAAGAUGGAGUAUAUGAGACUGAUGCCUCUGGAGUUUCUUCAGAUGAUUCAGAUAUUGAUGAAGAGGUUGCAGAAGAUUAUUUAGAAGGAAUUGGUGGUGAGGGUAGUAUUCUGGAUACCAAGUGGUUGGUAGAUCAGGCUUUGGAUGAAUCCGAUGAUGAUAGUUCUCCUAAUACUCCUUUUAAUGAGACAUUAGAGAAGCUGGGUGGGAUUGCUCUACAAGAUGCAUCUAGGGAAUAUGGCAUGCAGAAGCAUAAACCGAGAAAUAAAUACUCUGGAGGUGCUAAAGAUGUUUGGUCGCCAGCUUUGGAUGAUGUUAUGCUGGUAAAGGAUCCAAGAACCCUAUCUGGUAAAAAGAAGCAUGCUGCCAAGUUGCCACGGUCUUGGCCUUUACAGGAACAAAAGAGCAAGAAUUCCCGAAAAUUUCCUGGGGAGAAGAAGAAACAUCGCAAGGAAAUGAUUGCUGUGAAGCGCCGUGAAAGAAUGCUUCAUCGGGGUGUUGAUAUUCAGCAAAUUAAUUCGAAAUUAGAGCAGAUUGUUUUGGAUCAGGUUGAUAUGUUUGCUUUUCAGCCAAUGCAUCCUCGGGAUUGUUCACAGGUAAGAAGAUUAGCUGCAAUUUACCAUUUGUCUAGCGUAUGUCAGGGUUCUGGAAAGAAAAGGUUUGUGACAUUAACACGCACACAAUACACUUCCAUGCCAUCUUCCAGCGACAAACUUCGCCUGGAAAAGGUAAUUGGAGCCGGUGAUGAGGAUGCUGACUUUGCUGUUAAUGAAGGGUUUGAUAUGAAGGCAUCGGAUGCAGCAGGCAGAACAAGAGCAAAGAAGACUGCUAGAGGAAGUGGCUCUAAUAAAGCCAGUUCAAGUAAAUUCGGUGGAUCAAGUGAGAAAAAAAUAAAUGGGAAAAAGGUCUCAUAUUCUAGUCAACCUGUCUCAUUUGUAUCUAGUGGCAUCAUGAUAUCGGAAACUGAUGAGGUCAGAACUACGGAUCCUGAGGGUACAUCAGAAAGUUAUGAAGAAAAGGGUAUUGUCAGAUCAGCUCAAAUUGGCGCCUUUGAGGUACAUACAAAGGGUUUUGGAUCCAAAAUGAUGGCUAAAAUGGGAUUUGUUGAAGGUGGAGGAUUGGGAAAAGAUGGUCAAGGCAUGGCACAGCCCAUUGAAGUCGUACAGCGGCCUAAAUCCCUUGGCUUGGGUGUGAAUUUCACCACCACAAGCAGUGACUCGGAGAGAGUACAUCAUUAUAAAUCCGGUGGAGCUUCUGUAACCCGUAUCAAAAGUUUUGGCGACUCAUCGAGGGGUCAGCAUAAUAACUCUUUCGGAUCUUUUGAAAAGUAUACAAAAGGUUUUGGAUCGAAGAUGAUGGCCAAGAUGGGUUUUGUCGAAGGUAUGGGGUUGGGCAAGGAUUCGCAAGGUAUCAUCAAUCCUUUGGUACCUACCAGGCUCCCAAAAUCACGAGGAUUGGGUGCUAAUCACUAGAAC